Mycotypha africana is the source of this 2999-nucleotide messenger RNA. Its product is annotated as Pam16-domain-containing protein. Gene Ontology annotation, cellular component: TIM23 mitochondrial import inner membrane translocase complex. Lineage: Eukaryota; Fungi; Mucoromycota; Mucoromycetes; Mucorales; Mycotyphaceae. Bases 48 to 2858 code for a protein of 936 amino acids. The record is from RefSeq and is a predicted model, not a curated record. Gene Ontology annotation, biological process: protein import into mitochondrial matrix. The transcript has 8 exons.
CCCUUUCUUUUUGGUUUCAUUUUUCUUUCAAAGGGGAAAACCACAUCAUGACUAUGCCAUUCCUACUACGGAUGAAAAGAAGCCUGGUCUGCUACGUAUGGUGCGCUGUAUUACCCACCGUCGUCUUUGCGAUAGACUCACAACAUCCAACCACAAGCAGCACCCUCUUUAACGUGAUCCAUGCACGUCGUUAUACGAUGAACGCCGAGCCCAUACCAGGCAACACGACCAUGGGGGUGCGAUUGAUUGACGAAAACAACAACGAAGCGAUCUUUCCCCUGCGCCCCUCUUCCGUCGAUCCGCUGAUUCACACCCUGCAAACCAACGGAUCACUCCCUCCCUCCUCCUACUAUCAAUAUCUCAUUUUGGACGAGCCACAGAUGGCUAUUAUAGAAGCAGAACCCUUUUUACGCUCUUUGAGAGACCAUCUGCCGUACGAACAUUACGGACGACCCAUAUCACGCAUGUUAUCCACUUCUCCAGCAGCAGCAGCAGCAGCGGAAAAUACGGCGGCCUCUUUCUUUUUUUCGUCUGCUCUACCCAGAGUGCCUUGGGAACAGUUACCUGCCCUCGUCGACGACGGGCCGCAAGCGGAUGCUAAAAAAGGCGCCCAUGGGGAGAAUGUCACCACGAACGCCCCUCCUCGAACGCUUGUCCAUCCCGUGGAUGAAAUUCCUACCCUUCACCUCCGUGCCCCAGUAGAAAAGAUUCAGCUUCUGCACGAUCAGGUGCUGGAGGAUAAUGUGAGCAUCUUUGCCCAUUUGACGCGCAUCACUGUGGAUGAAGUGCAAUCGUUUGAUCACAUCAAGCUCGAAUUGAGUGGACAGACGUCGCGCUUAUUCAAAAAGUUAUCUUAUAGUAUCCAUCUCUUGGAGAACAAGCCGGUGCAGUCGUCGUCCUCCUCUUUCCAUCACGACAACCAAAAUGACCCCACCGGCGGUGGAGGCGAAGAGAGCCAUCCACAUCCUCAUCGUCAAUCGACAGAAGAGGCUUCUGAAAGUGGCCUACACGGCUAUACACGGUUCAAAUUACGUUCCUGUGCGACCGAUCCUAGCUACAUGAGAGAAAAAUUAUACUACGACAUGCUGGAGGCUGCCGAUUUACCCACCGCGAAAGGUUCUUAUAUCAGGCUGUAUAUCAAUGAAGAACCUGCUGGUCUUUAUUUGAUGGUCGAUAGUUAUAAAAACCCCUUUUUACAGCAUGCGUUGGGUCAACAGGCACUCUCCCCCAAAAAAGACAAGCAUGGAAGCGGCGGCCAUUCUCCUCCAGCCGGCGUGUUAAUCCAAGGAAGCAUGCAAGAGAACCCCAUGGCCGUUGGAAAGUUACGGCUGGGUGCCAACCUAGCCUACUAUGGUCCGAACUACAAAGAUUAUGUAGAGCCGAGCAUGAAUGAUACGAUGGCGUAUAAAAUACAAGACUACGGUCAUGGACAUCAUCCUAAAAAAGCCAUGAAAGGGUUUAUUGAUUUUCUAGGGUUUAUCAACGAUGGCUAUGCUACAAAAGUAGACAAAGUCGGCACGCUCCAUAGGAUCCUAAAGAACAAAAAAGACGAUGACGACGACGACGACGACGACGACGAUACUAUGGACAAGCAUAAAAAGAAGCACAAGAAAAAGAAACAUCAGCACAAAAAGAAACAUCACAAGAAAGACAAGCGUCAAGAACGAAACGAGGUAGAAGAAUGGAAUAAACGCUUUGAUGUCUCUGGUUUUUUGAAGCACCUCGCUUUUGAAAUCUUGUUAGGUCAAGGCGAUGGCUAUUUACGUGCUGCUCAUAAUUACCUACUUUAUGAAGACGUGCUUCAAGGGGGUCGAUUCAUUUGGCUUGCUUCCGACGUUGAUCAAACCAUGGGCAAUACUUUGAAACCUGUGUGGGCUCCCGAUGCUCAUUAUGACGCAUUGAAGGCACCGUAUGGGCGUUCUCCAUUAUCCGCGUCGUCCAUGUUGUUUCUUCAGGACAUCCGACAGCGUCCUCUGAUUCAACGCUUAUUUGCCAUCGAAGAAUUUCAACAACAGUUCUACCACAUCCUCAAUCUUUUACGCCAGACGUACUUUCCUUCCCCAUUGGACAACAGCACCCAUGCGAACCACGGUGCCAGUCCAACGCUCGACUAUAUUCACUAUUGGAAAAUGAUGCUGGAGCGCGACGUCUACUGGGAUCAACAGUUGGAGCCCUACCGACAGGACAACUUUAUCCAUAAGCAAGACUUGUACCAAGAUGUCGUGACGCAAAAAGUAUUGCAAUUACCGAUGGGCCAGGAUUUCAUGGAUCGCAUCCGUCGACAAGACAUUGAUUUUGAUACAGCCAUUUCAGGCCCUAUUCCAAACCAUCAUCACUCUAUCGUUGCUCUUCAAGAUUGGUUUAAAGAAAAUGAGUGGGGCCUGUCGGCUAGAAUCAUUGCACAAAUUGUAGUCUCUUUAGGUUCUGUAGUGACAAGAGCUUUUGUAGCAGCCUAUAAACAAGCAGCAGCCAAUGCUGCCAAGGGAGGUGGAGCGGCCGCAGCUUCUGGUGGAGGAGGUAGAGCUGGUACAAAAGAAGCAGUGAUGGACGCUCUUACCCGUAAAUCAGGCAUUUCAAUGGAAGAAGCUUGUCAAAUUCUAAAUGUGACAAAAGAAGCUGAUUUAGCAAAACUGACAAAGAGCUAUGAACACUUGUUUAAUGUGAAUGAUCCUGCGAAAGGCGGCUCGUUUUAUCUACAAUCGAAAGUAGUGAGAGCUAAAGAAAGAUUUGACAUGGAAAAAGCACAAGAAUUGAAACAGAAAGCAACGGAAGAAGCGGCAGCAGCAGCUACAAAAGCAGCAGAAAAUACCAAUCCACCACCACCACCACCACCACCACCCCCUUCGGCGUCAUCAUGAUCCUGAUAGGAACGAGACGGCAAUAUUAUUAUUUUUUUGUCCUCAUUAUUUAACAUCUGUAUCAAUCUAUACACAUUUUUGCUUUCCACAUUGUUACAACAGAAAAAAGUCAGCAACCUUUUUUUUUUUUUUUUUUUUUUU